ACGCGAAUGACGCGAUUGAGAUCAACAACGGCAACGGGGUGACUGGCAGUAAUUCUUUCCUCUACGAUUUCGAGCAGGUCACGAUGAACAACUUCGGUUCCAUCCCGGACGUGAUCGACUUCGCAUCCCAACCGAAGGCGUAUUUGUCGAACCACUGCAUGACGAUCUGGGACAAAAUUGAGGAUAGGUUAGCGGAAAGCUUUCUUCACGCGAAUCGAAUGCGGGGUUUCUACCAUUCUGGGCGAACGAAAACCUCCCAGCAGUUUGAACCGUCUGUCGCAUCUUCGACAACGACGUUUGUGAAUAACCAGAUCCAGAUCAAAGCGGAUAGAGCUUUCUAC
This is a messenger RNA of Amoebophrya sp. A120, 341 nucleotides long. Lineage: Eukaryota; Dinophyceae; Syndiniales; Amoebophryaceae. The record is from the annotation of a GenBank genome assembly.